This is a messenger RNA of Onthophagus taurus, 4133 nucleotides long. RefSeq names its product formin protein cappuccino (gene capu). Gene Ontology annotation, cellular component: actin filament; cytoplasm; cytoskeleton. Gene Ontology annotation, molecular function: actin filament binding; microtubule binding. NCBI's taxonomy places the organism in Eukaryota, Metazoa, Arthropoda, Insecta, Coleoptera, Scarabaeidae. Gene Ontology annotation, biological process: cortical actin cytoskeleton organization; actin nucleation. The record is from RefSeq and is a predicted model, not a curated record.
CCUGCAUGAGAUAUUUAGACGGUAAAAUGACGGCAGGACUCAUGGUUCGUCUCUUCGCCUCCACACUACAAGUACCAAGUGUUACAUUUGUGAAUUAGUGAGAGAAAAUAUUGCGAAUAGUGAGAAAAUAUUUUUAUUUUUUUUGAAAUGAUGAUCAAGAUUUUUGAAAAUAUUGUCAAAAAUUAAAAAUCUUACGAAAUGGGUAACACUCAGAGUGAAGGAAAAUUGACGAAGGGCGUUAAAGGAAAAGGUUUGAAGAUAAUCAGAGGUAAACGAGGAAAAUCUGAGGAAACUCAAUUCACUUCAAUCGUUCCUAAUGAUCAAACGUAUCCAACGAUUGAUCAUUAUGGUAACAGUAAAGAAGAAAAGGAAAAAAAUAAUAUUGAAGAUUUAAAAAUUAUUGAUGCAUCCCAACCGGGAGAAGAUCAAAAAAACUUGAAAAUGCAAGAAAUUCUGACGACCAGUGAAGAAUCAAAUUCGGAAACACCUGUAGGAUUUUCAACUGAAAUUAACCAAUGUUAUUAUAGCGAAGAAAGCGGAUUAUCAGAAGUUGAAGUACCAGAUAAUAUUCAUGACAGUUUUCUGCACAAUUUAGCCCUGAACAGUUUUAAAUUGAAUGAUCAUAAAUUACGUAGAGAACAGGUUUUGACGGAUAAAAUGAGUAAAUUGGGGGUUUCUAAAACCAGUCAGAUUAGUUUGGAGUCGGAUCCAAACGAAUCCUUCGUCUCCGACAAUGUGGAAAUUGUUACAAAAGUUAUGAUGAUGUCCGAUUUUGACCAAAAAAUGAGCGGGGAAAGUGGUAUUUCACCGGAUGUAAGCGGGGAAUUUAAGGAGGAUGGGUUUUCAAAAAACGAGGAAAUCCUCGAUGAAAAAGAAGAUAAGAAAAGUCAAAAAUUACAAUCAAUUUCACCAACAACCCCAACUGGUUAUGUAGAAUACAAACGGUUCAAAUCGGAACCUGGAGAAAACUCAAAAAUUGUAGCGGACAGUUUAGUUUUGAAGAGAGUCGCUUCAUUGUCACUUUCUACACCAGAUAAAUGUCCUUUUGAAGUGUCCAGGCCAAAAUUCGUUCCGGAAAAGCUGGACUUCAAAUUAUAUCAAAAGUUUGAAGGUCACAUGCUGAUAAAUUGGUUGAUGGCAGAAGAAAGUCUUAAGAUUCUUGCUGGUUUACAAGAUUUGAAAACUAUAGCAAUACAGUUUUGUACUCAUCUUUUAGCAGCAGGUGUUUUACAACAAAUUCCAGAUAAGGAUACACCUAUGUUUACUAUUUUCAAGCCGGAUUUAAUGUAUUACUGGACACAUUCGGAAGUUCCACAGUCAGUUCCGGAAACACCUGGAAAACUUACAUGCCUCUCAUGGCCACCAACAUCACCGACAGCUUCAAUUUAUCACACGCCAGGUUCGAAUACAGAUAGUUAUGGCGCACCAAAAUCCCCAGAUUACAUCAGUCAAAGCGAACUGGAAACCCGCCCAGAAUCGAAAUUAUCUGCGAAAGAAGUUGAAAUUCUUGCAUUAGAAGAUGAAGUGAAAAGACUGAAACAGGAAGUGGAGAAAUAUAAGACAUUAAUCGAAAUUCAAAAUUUAACCGCUCAAACUUUUAAGGAUUUUGGUUCUCCGGUUGAUGAAGAAAAUAAUAAGAAAUCUUUUUGUAGUAACUGUGAUAGUAGCAAAGUAGAUAUUAAGGAAAAUGUUUUAGAAUUUUAUGAUGAAAAUGCGAGCGUCGAUAGGGCUGUAGAUGUCACUGAUAAUGCGAUCAAGAGAAAUGUUAAAGACACCACUCAACAGACAAUACAAUUAUUUUCUCCAUCGAUAACAAAAUCUUCUGAAAAUAUUGUUGAACUGUUAAACCCGCAAGAUUGUUUAUCACCACCAAGAACUACUUCUUCACCGCGACCUGAAAAAGGAACACCGCCAUCGCUUUCCGUUUCAGAUUUUAUACAAGGAAUAGAUUCCCAAUUAUCACCCGUGACAGCAAAUCAACAAGAAAGUUCUUCCUUAUUUUCUGAAAAAUUGAAAAAAGAUGAAGAAAUAUCUCCUAAAUCAGCCCCGCCACCUCCUCCUCCCCCACCCAUUCCACCAUCAACACUUGAAAUAUAUCCAAUUCCACCACCUCCACCAAUACUUGAAAAUAAUAAUAUUCCGCCCCCACCAUCUCCUAUGUUACAAAUUAAUAAUACAUCCCAGACUAGAAUAAGCAGUGAAAGUGGAAUUCCACCUCCCCCACCACUUCCAUUGCUUGGAAUAAAUGGUGAAUGUGGAAUUCCACCUCCCCCUCCACUCCCUAUGGUUGAAAUUGGUGGACCACCACCACCUCCUCCUCCUCCAAUGUUGGGAAUGGGAGGUCCACCACCACCUCCUCCUCCCCCAAUGUUUGGAAUGGGAGGACCACCACCACCUCCACCAAUUCCUGGUGGACCGCCACCACCACCAAUGUCCGGGUUAAGUGGUCCACUUCCACCCCCAUUACCCCCUAUGGGAGGAGGGCCUGCUCCGUUGCCACCUCCGCCGGUUGGAGGUUGGGAUGCACAAAAGUCAAUGGCCCCGCCGCCACCAUUUGUAACUCAAGUGUUGCGGAAAAAUCCAAUUCUACCAACAAUUCCAAUGAAACCGUUAUACUGGACGAGAUUAUUAGUACCAGAGAAAGUUGAACCAAGCGUAGAUCCGGUAACCGGAUGUACACCACUUUGGAGUCAAAUCGAUGAAGUUGAACUGGGAGAGAUGUCCGAAUUUAUUAAUCUAUUUUCUCGGCAAAUUAGCACGAAGAAGGUUGUUGAAAAGAAAGUGGAAACAAAAACCAAAAUAGAACCCAUUAAAUUAUUAGAUAGUAAACGAUCAAAAAACGUUGGGAUUCUUGCUCAAAGCUUACACGUCGAAUUUAGCGAGAUUGAGAAUGCUAUUUAUAAUUUAGACACUUCAGUUAUUAAUUUGGAAGCAUUACAACGUAUUUACGAAGCUAGAGGUACUAAUGAAGAAUUGGAAUUGAUAAAAUCUCAUUUAGAAGCGAAUCAGUCGAUCCCUUUGGAUAAACCGGAGCAGUUUUUGUUUGAUUUAUCAAAAAUAUCAAAUUUCGCUGAAAGAAUAUCAUGUUUUAUGUUUCAAGUGGAAUUCGAUGACUCCAUAUCAACUAUUGAACAUACUUUAGCUAAUAUGAAGCUUACAUCGGAGUUUCUUAUGACGAAUUCAUCGCUCAAAGCUGUUUUCGCGGUGAUUCUCACUUUGGGAAAUUACAUGAAUGGUGGAAAUCGAGAUCGUGGUCAAGCCGAUGGAUUCGGAUUAGAAAUUUUAUCAAAAUUACGUGAUGUUAAGUCGAAAGAUUCCCGAGUUACUUUGUUACAUUUUAUAGUAAGAGUUUGUGUUAAACAAAUCGAAAAUCCUUUCGCUCCAAAUCUAUCGAUGCCGAUUCCGGAACCGGGUGAUGUUGAAAGAUCAUCUUCGAUUAAUUUCGAUGAUCUUAACUUAAAAUUGAAUCAAUUGCAAAAACAACUCGAAGCUUGUGAUAAUCGUAUAAAAAAAGUAAUACAAUACUCAAAACCGGAACAUUUAGAACCAUUUCAAGAAAAAAUGGCGGCUUUUAUGGAAAACGCACAAAAACGAUUAUCAUCAGAGCGUGAAAAUUUAGCUGAAUGUAAAGCAACGUUUAUCGAAACUAUGAAGUUUUAUAGAUUUAAGCCGAAAAAGGGGACCAUUGAAACAGUUAUGCCAUCAGAAUUCUUUAAUUUAUGGGCCCCGUUUUGUAAAGAUUUUAAAGAUAUCUGGAAAAAAGAAAUUAUGAAUUUGGAAAAAGAAAAAAUUCAAGCUUUACGUAAACAAGAAAGUGAAAGGUUGGCGGAAAACGUAAAAGGGAAAAAACGAGCGGGUGGAUUAAAGGCGAAAGUGGAAAAAAUGAAACAAAAAAUGAAAGCGUAGAAGUGAUAAUAGUAUGAUUGGUGCUCUUAACUCAAGUAUACAAAGUGUAUUUCGUAGUUUGUCCAAGUUUUUUUUGUCUCUUUAUAUCAUGUUUGUUGUUGAAAUAAUUUCGUCACUAGAUUUUCAGAAAAUUAUGUGAUUGUGUGAUGUAAAUUUACUUAUACAUAGUGUUGCCCUAUCUUGUUCAUACUAUCUAUAUUGAUAAUAUAUUAUUUACUUUUUUAAAA